UAUAAAAGCAUGUAGUAAUAUGAAGUAUUGUAGACAGCAAGACAAAGGAUGUCAGCUGCCAGUAAGAGUCCAUAGAAGAAGAAGUUCCCAGCCCUGGGGGUGGGUCGUUGUUUGGUGGUCUGUGAACAAGAAGAUAAAGCCUGCCACAGUACUGCAAAAGCGGAGAGUCACAUUCAGAGAGCAAGACACUGAUAAGACAAAGAAAUGCAGUCUGUGGUCAAACAGAACCUCCAUUCUGAUUGCGAAGGAGACAUCAACAAACUCAUCAACUUGAAGCUCAGUGCAGCCUACACCUACCUUGCUCUGGGGAUGUAUUUUGACAGGGAUGAUGUUGCCUUGCCAAAAUUCUCCAGCUUUUUCCUGGAGCUGUCAGCGAAGGAAAGGAAACAGGCUGAGGAGCUGCUGGAAUAUCAAAAUAUGAGAGGAGGUCGAAUUUUACUUCAGACUAUUGCUAAACCAAGUAGAGAUGAUUGGAAAGGUGGCCUGGAUGCAGUGUCCUUUUCUCUAGAAUACCAGAAGUCUCUAAACACAUCUAUUCUUAAUGUGCACAGCAGAGCCAGCGUCCACACCGAUCCUCAUUUGUGUGACUUUCUUGAGGGGCACUUCCUAACCGACAGCCAUGAUACCAUCAAGACGCUGGGCGAUUAUGUUGGCAGUCUGUCGCGCAUCACUGCGUCUGAGACAGACCGUCAUAUGGGAGAAUACCUCUUUGAUAAACAUACUCUCUAAAGGUCACAGCGGUGCAAUAAUACAAAUUCCACAUUGCAAAAUAUGCAUUUCAAGAGGUCAACUGCUGUCGUUCGCACUGAAUUCAAUUUCAUUAAGAAAACUACACAAUAUCUUUAGAGUUUACCCCAAACUUCAUACUUGUAACAAUGGCACAAGAGAAGUUCCAAGCAAAAUACCAGAUAAUACCUCAGUGGGAAAAAUGUUCUCAGUAAUAUGGUGCUAAAGCUAUAAUUUUCUUAAGCUGUUAAAAUGAGUCACUUGUUGAUUCCAACUGAGUUUUAUUGUGUCAUGCAUUCCACUGUGGCAGAGGUUUUAACCUUCAGAUUGUUUUGUAAAAGUGCACAGCAACUAUGUUGAGUCAAUGAAAAUGGCUUAAAGGGUUUAAAAUUUGGAUGAUCGUGGAGAGUGAAUAAAGACAGAUUAUGCUGGCAACUUGGUUUUGUUAGUGUGUGUGUGUGGUUUUUUUUUUUUAACCAGUUAAAGACUUAUGUCCAAUUGCUUAGUCUGCUGUACUGUCCAUCCAUCCAUUUUUCCUCCACUUAUCCGGAACCGGGUCG
This is a messenger RNA of Monopterus albus (swamp eel), 1286 nucleotides long. RefSeq names its product ferritin, heavy subunit. Gene Ontology annotation, biological process: intracellular iron ion homeostasis; iron ion transport. Bases 205 to 729 code for a protein of 174 amino acids. Lineage: Eukaryota; Metazoa; Chordata; Actinopteri; Synbranchiformes; Synbranchidae. The record is from RefSeq and is a predicted model, not a curated record. Gene Ontology annotation, molecular function: ferric iron binding; ferrous iron binding. The transcript is spliced from 5 exons. Gene Ontology annotation, cellular component: cytoplasm.